Messenger RNA from Brugia pahangi, 2709 nucleotides. Lineage: Eukaryota; Metazoa; Nematoda; Chromadorea; Rhabditida; Onchocercidae. The record is from the annotation of a GenBank genome assembly.
AUGGUGGAAUAUUACCAGCAACUACCUCCAAACAAUUAUAAUUAUAAGCAGCAGCCUGGUUACGAUUACACGCAACAGGAAGAGGAGUGGGAUCGUGAAGGAUUGCUAGAUCCGGCUUGGGAGAAGCAGCAAAAGAAGACAUUCACAGCAUGGUGCAACAGUCAUUUGAGAAAAGCAGGCACUAGUAUCGAUACCAUCGAGGAAGACUUCAGAAAUGGUUUAAAACUGAUGUUAUUAUUGGAAGUGAUAUCAGGUGAAGCACUGCCACGACCCGAUCGUGGGAAAAUGCGCUUUCAUAAAAUUGCAAAUGUCAAUAAAGCCCUGGAAUACAUCGAAAGCAAAGGCGUUAAAUUGGUUUCCAUCGGUGCAGAAGAAAUUGUCGAUGGAAAUGUCAAAAUGACUCUUGGUCUUAUAUGGACCAUUAUUCUUCGAUUUGCAAUUCAGGAUAUUAAUGUUGAAGUGAUACCAAAUUUUAUUUUGGAAUUAUCGGCUCGUGACGGAUUACUGCUGUGGUGUCAGAGGAAAACAGCACCUUACAGUAAUGUCAACGUACAAAAUUUCCACACCAGCUGGAAAGAUGGAUUAGCAUUUUGUGCUUUGAUCCAUCGUCACCGUCCAGAAUUGAUUGAUUAUUCAAAGUUGCAUAAAGGAGAUCCACUUCACAAUUUGAAUCUUGCUUUCGAUAUAGCCGAAAAAUAUUUGGACAUCCCAAGGAUGCUCGAUCCUGAAGAUCUCGUCUACAGUCAAAAGCCGGAUGAAAAAUCGGUUAUGACAUAUGUGUCAUGCUUCUAUCAUGCAUUUCGUGGUGGUCAUCAGGCUGAGACAGCAGCACAUCGUAUAAGUCGCGUGCUUAAAGUGAAUCAAGAGAAUGAGAAGAUGAUGGCUGAUUAUGAACGGAUGGCAAGCGAUCUUUUGGAUUGGAUACGUCGUUGGAUGCCAUGGUUAUCGAAUCGAUCAAGUAACGAAUCAUUAGACACGAUACGCAAGAAGUUGGAUGACUUCCGAAAUUAUCGUCGGCAUGAGAAACCACCAAGAGUGGAGGAAAAAGGAAAUUUGGAAACACUUUUCAACACAUUGCAAACGAAACUUAGAUUAAGCAAUCGACCAGCAUUUCUGCCAAGAGAAGGACAUCUUAUUAAAGAUAUCAGUGUUGCUUGGCGUGGUUUGGAAGAUUCUGAAAAAGGUUUCGAAGAAUGGCUUCUAAGCGAAAUGAUGAGACUAGAAAGACUAGAACACCUUGCCGAAAAGUUCCGUCGUAAAUGUGCUCUAUAUGAAGAAUGGGCAUACGGCAAAGAGGAUGCCUUACGUUCAUUGGAUUGGCGAUCUUGCGGUUUGUACAAGAUUAAAGCCUUACGCAAACGUCAUGAAGCAUUUGAAAGCGAUCUGGGAGCUCAUCAAGACAGAGUGGAACAAAUUGCAGCAAUCGCUCGUGAACUAAACAAUUUGAGAUAUCCAGACAUCAGUCCGAUUAAUAGCAGAUGCCAGAAUAUCUGCGACCAAUGGGAUCGUCUCGGAAGUCUUUCUCAGCAGCGGCGCAGACAGCUCGAAGAAGCGGAACAGACAGCGGAAUAUCUGGACAGACUGUAUCUUGAUUUUGCUAAGCGUGCAGCACCGUUUAACAACUGGCUUGAUGGAGCUCGUGAAGAUCUAGCUGAUAUAGUGAUUGUUCACGAGAUGAAGGAAGUGAAGGAACUAUUGGAUGCACACAAUCAUUUCAAAUCAACAAUAUCUGACGCUGAUAAUGAAUUCCGAGCGAUCGUCAAUAUUGAACGUGAAAUUGCUCAGUUAAUUGAACAACAUGGAUUGGACAGAGAAUUACUGAGAAAUCCUUAUACUGAUUUAUCAGGUGCUGAUAUUCGUCGCAAAUGGCAAGAAGUACAACAGUCAAUACCAAAACGUGACGCGCAAUUGCAAAAUGAAUAUAACGAACGAUUACGACAACUAUUUGCUGAAAAGGCCAAUACAGUUGGUCCAUGGCUUGAACGACAGCUUGAACACGUUUUAUCGAUUGGGCUCGGUGGACGUGGAAGUCUGGAGAAUGCAGUAUCACAACUGAAAUCAAUUCAACAGCAGACAUUCAACUAUAAGCCGAAACUGGAAGAAUUGGAAAGAAUAAAUCAGGAAAUGCAAGAGAAUUAUGUCUUUGAAAACCGCGCGGCUCGUUACUCCAUGGAAUCAUUACGUGUUGGUUGGGAAUCACUAUUAACAUCCAUCAACAGAACAAUUAAUGAAUGUGAAAAUCAGAUUCUAAUGUGUAACAGUAAAGGAAUCAGCGAAGAACAGCUAAACGAGUAUCGCUCAUCUUUCAAUCAUUUCGACAAAGAUAGACAAGGACUCGAUCCUGAACAGCUCAAAUCAUGCCUUAUUUCAAUUGGCUAUAAUAUUCGGCCUGGAAAAGAAGGAGACCAAGACAUGAGCAGAAUAUUAUCCGUGUUGGAUCCGAAUCGUAUGGGAAGAGUGCCAUUUAAUGCGUUCUUGGAUUUCAUGACGCGUGAAACGGGUGAUGCUGAUACCGCCGAACAAAUGAUCGAAUCAUUUAAAAUACUUGCCGGAGGAAAGCCAUAUAUAACCGCAGAAGAGAUUCGUCGCGAAUUGCAUGCAGAUCAGGCGGAAUACUGCAUACAAAGGAUGCAACAGUUUCAAGCAUCAAAUGGUCCACCUGGUUCCUACAACUAUGUUUCGUUUAGCAGAAGUUUAUACAACUACUGA